AUGCGGACGGGGACCAGCUGCCUCGCUUCCCCACGGUAGCUCUCUGUCUGAGGUCGGAGCGAUCUGUCGGACUUUUCUUUUGUCACUUUCGGCCUCGGUGUCCGGGGAGAGCGAGAGAGUUGGGGGGGGGGUGGGAGGCGGAAAUUAACGGGGCGUCGUUGUUCCCGCAGCCUCUGUGAUUGAUCCUCGCCUUCUCGUUUGUUUUUUUUUUUUACCCGUGUGUGAAUCGGUUGUUGUUCCUCCUCCUCCUCCUCUGCCGCAGCGAGAAGGUGAAGACUGCAUGAGACGGAAGGUGAGAAAUAAAGAUCUUCCUCUUCCCAGCUGAUGCUCCUACAGCAGCCCCGGCUGUAGUUAUAUUUUUCUCGGAUUCCCAGUUGAACCGGUAGCGAGUAGGACUUGGGCUGAAGCUGAUUGGGCAGGGGAGUGCCGAGCAGCAUGGCCGAUGUGGACCCCGACACAUUGCUGGAGUGGCUCCAGAUGGGGCAGGGGGACGAAAGGGACAUGCAGCUGAUCGCUCUGGAGCAGCUGUGCAUGCUCCUCUUGAUGUCGGACAACGUGGAUCGCUGUUUCGAAACGUGCCCCCCAAGAACGUUCCUACCAGCACUAUGCAAGAUCUUUCUGGAUGAAAGUGCUCCAGACAACGUAUUGGAAGUGACAGCUCGUGCCAUAACAUACUACCUGGAUGUGUCUGCUGAAUGUACUCGGAGGAUUGUGGGAGUGGAUGGUGCUAUAAAAGCACUUUGUAACCGUUUGGUUGUUGUUGAACUCAAUAACAGGACCAGCAGGGAUCUAGCUGAGCAGUGUGUAAAGGUGCUAGAACUGAUUUGCACAAGGGAAUCAGGUGCUGUGUUUGAAGCUGGUGGACUGAACUGUGUGCUGAGCUUUAUUCGGGACAGCGGUCAUCUGGUCCAUAAGGACACUUUGCACUCUGCAAUGGCUGUAGUAUCCAGGCUGUGUGGUAAAAUGGAGCCUCAGGAUUCCUCAUUGGAAACCUGUGUUGAGUCUCUCUCCAGCCUGCUCAAACAUGAAGAUCACCAGGUGUCUGAUGGAGCUCUGCGCUGUUUCGCCUCUCUAGCUGACCGGUUUACCCGGCGUGGUGUAGACCCAGCUCCGCUAGCCAAGCAUGGCCUGACAGAGGAGCUUCUGUCCCGCAUGGCAGCGGCCGGGGGCACCGUGUCAGGCCCGUCUUCCACCUGCAAGCCAGGCCGCACCUCCACUGGCGCCACAGCCACGGCGGCAGACUCCAAAGUCAGCAACCAGGUGUCCACCAUCGUCAGCCUGCUGUCCACGCUGUGCAGGGGUUCCCCUCUAGUGACGCAUGAUCUGUUGAGGUCAGAGCUGCCCUACUCUAUAGAGAGCGCCCUGCAGGGUGAUGAGAGGUGUGUUCUGGACACCAUGCGGCUGGUGGAUCUCUUACUGGUGCUGCUGUUUGAAGGACGGAAAGCCCUGCCAAAGUCCAGUGCUGGAUCCACCGGCAGAAUCCCUGGCUUGAGGAGGCUCGACAGCUCUGGAGAGCGCUCUCAUCGACAACUGAUAGACUGUAUUCGCAGUAAAGACACUGAUGCUUUAAUAGAUGCCAUUGAUACCGGAGCCUUUGAAGUAAAUUUCAUGGAUGAUGUAGGACAAACCCUUUUGAAUUGGGCCUCUGCGUUUGGUACUCAAGAAAUGGUGGAGUUCUUGUGUGAAAGAGGUGCUGAUGUCAAUCGCGGUCAGAGGUCGUCUUCGUUGCAUUAUGCAGCAUGCUUUGGAAGACCCCAGGUAGCAAAGACUUUGCUGCGCCAUGGAGCCAAUCCAGAUCUUAGAGAUGAAGAUGGUAAAACUCCCUUAGAUAAAGCGCGAGAGAGAGGGCAUAGUGAGGUAGUUGCCAUUCUCCAGUCUCCAGGUGAUUGGAUGUGCCCAGUCAAUAAAGGUGAUGACAAAAAGAAGAAAGAUGUGAACAAAGAGGAGGAAGAGGGCAAUGAACCAAAAGGUGACCCUGAAAUGGCUCCCAUAUAUCUGAAGAGACUGCUUCCAGUAUUUGCACAGACCUUCCAAGAAACUAUGCUCCCUUCAAUAAGGAAAGCAAGCCUUGCCCUUAUCAGGAAAAUGAUCCACUACUGCUCAGAAGCCCUUCUGAAAGAAGUGUGUGAUUCUGAUGCCGGACAUAAUCUGCCUACAGUAUUAGUCGAGAUCACAGCAACUGUUCUUGACCAGGAGGAUGACGAUGAUGGACACUUACUGGCUUUACAGAUCAUAAGAGAUCUGGUUGAUAAAGGUGGAGAUGUUUUCUUAGACCAGUUGGCCCGCCUUGGCGUUAUUAACAAGGUGUCGACCCUGGCCGGACCGACAUCAGACGAUGAGAAUGAAGAAGAGUCAAAGCCGGAGAAGGAGGAUGAGCCCCAGGAAGAUGCCAAAGAAAUCCAGCAGGGGAAGCCAUACCAUUGGAGGGACUGGUCUAUCAUUCGAGGGCGAGACUGUUUGUAUAUCUGGAGUGACGCGGCUGCCCUGGAGCUGUCGAACGGCAGCAACGGCUGGUUUAGGUUUAUUCUCGAUGGUAAGCUAGCCACCAUGUACUCGAGCGGGAGCCCUGAAGGUGGAUCUGAUAGUUCAGAGAGCAGAAGCGAGUUUCUUGAGAAGCUGCAGAGAGCACGGAGUCAAGUGAAACCUGCAACCGCGAGCCAGCCUAUUCUUUCAGCUCUGGGGCCGACCAAACUCACUGUGGGCAACUGGUCUCUUACCUGCCUGAAGGAAGGGGAAAUCGCAAUCCACAACUCUGAUGGCCAGCAGGCUACCAUACUCAAAGAGGACCUGCCAGGCUUUGUCUUCGAGUCCAACAGAGGGACCAAGCAUUCUUUCACUGCAGAAACAUCCCUGGGUAAGUUUGUAGGUUCGGAAUUCGUUACCGGUUGGACUGGAAAAAGAGGAAGGAAACUUAAAUCCAAAUUAGAGAAAACUAAACAGAAGGUGAAAACCAUGGCGAGGGAUUUAUAUGAUGAUCAUUUUAAAGCUGUCGAGAGUAUGCCAAGAGGAGUUGUUGUCACAUUGAGGAACAUUGCUACCCAGCUGGAAUCUGCAUGGGAACUCCAUACAAAUAGACAGUGUAUUGAGGGAGAGAACAUGUGGCGAGAUCUAAUGAAGACUGCUUUGGAAAACUUAAUUGUGGUUUUGAAGGAUGAAAACACCAUCUCUCCCUAUGAAAUGUGUAGCAGUGGCCUUGUGCAAGCACUUUUUACAGUACUAAACAAUAGUGUGGAUCUCGAGGUGAAACAUGAUUGUAGGCCAUUAAUGGAAAGAAUCAAUGUUUUCAAAACUGCAUUUAGUGAAAAUGAAGAUGAUGAAAGUCGACCCGCAGUUGCCUUAAUUAGAAAGCUUAUUGCAGUUUUGGAAUCAAUUGAAAGGCUUCCUCUUCACUUGUAUGAUACACCAGGAUCUACAUAUAAUCUACAGAUUCUAACUAGAAGACUGAGAUUUCGCCUGGAGCGUGCCCCUGGUGAGACAGCUUUGAUUGACAGGACAGGAAGAAUGCUUAAAAUGGAGCCUCUGGCUACCGUGGAGUCCUUAGAACAGUACCUCCUCAAAAUGGUGGCAAAGCAGUGGUAUGACUUUGACAGGUCCUCCUUCGUGUUUGUCAGAAAGCUGCGCGAGGGACAGAUGUUUACAUUCAGGCACCAGCAUGACUUUGAUGAGAAUGGAAUCGUGUACUGGAUUGGGACCAAUGCAAAAACUGCAUAUGAAUGGGUCAAUCCUGCUGCUUAUGGACUUGUGGUGGUGACUUCAUCAGAAGGGAGAAAUCUACCUUAUGGGCGUUUGGAGGACAUUUUAAGCAGAGACAGCUCAGCCCUUAACUGCCACACCAAUGAUGAUAAGAACGCUUGGUUUGCACUAGACCUUGGGCUGUGGGUGAUUCCCUCUGCAUACACUUUACGACACGCUCGUGGCUAUGGGCGCUCCGCUCUGAGGAACUGGGUGUUUCAGGUGUCUAAGGAUGGACAGAACUGGACGACCUUGUACACCCAUGUGGAUGACUGUAGUCUCAAUGAGCCAGGGUCUACAGCUACAUGGCCCUUGGACCCUUCUAAGGAUGAGAAGCAGGGCUGGAGACACAUAAGAAUAAAGCAAAUGGGAAAGAAUGCUAGUGGUCAGACUCACUACCUCUCUUUGUCGGGGCUGGAGCUUUACGGAACUGUCAGCGGAGUGUGUGAAGACCAGUUAGGCAAGGCUGUGAAGGAAGCCGAAGCCAAUCUGAGGAGACAGAGGCGUCUGUUUCGCUCCCAGGUCAUGAAGUACAUUGUUCCGGGAGCUCGUGUAGUCCGGGGUAUUGACUGGAAGUGGAGGGACCAGGAUGGGAACCCACCAGGAGAGGGCACGGUGACGGGGGAGGCGCACAACGGCUGGAUUGAUGUCACCUGGGAUGCUGGUGGCUCAAACUCUUACCGUAUGGGUGCAGAAGGAAAAUUUGACCUCAAGCUUGCGCCAGGGUACGACCCUGAGUCAGCGCCGUCACCCAAACCUGUUUCAUCCACUGUUUCAGGCCCAGCGCAGUCCUGGAGCAGCCUGGUGAAAAAUAACUGUCCGGACAAGUCGGCCACGGCUGGGGCCAGCUCCUCUAGCAGGAAAGGAAGCAGCAGCUCUGUGUGUAGUGUGGCCAGCAGCAGUGAUAUCAGUCUGAGCUCAGCCAAGCUGGAACGGCGGUCUGAAAGUGUACUGGAGCAUGGUACGGCCCCUAGCGCAGAAAGCCACGAGCCGAUUGUGGUCCUGUCCGCGGCGGACAGCAGCCCCCAUGCUGAAGGGGGGUCUGCGUCCAGCGCAAGCACCAGCACUUUGACGGCAGACACGGGGGGUGAAAACGCAGACCGUAAACUGGGCGCCGAUGCCGCGGUUCGACCCACUGGAGAAUCGGGAGCCAUCUCUAUGGGGAUUGUCAGCAUCAGCUCCCCAGAUGUCAGUUCCGUUUCCGAGUCCUCCAGCAAGGAAGCUACGUCUCAGCGCCCGCUUUGCUCUGCGGCCAACACCAGACUGUCAGUCAGCUCACUGCUUGCUGCCGGGGCGCCAAUGAGCUCUAGUGCAAGUGUACCAAACCUUUCUUCUCGGGAAGCCAGCCUGAUGGAAUCAUUUGUCAGAAGAGCACCCAAUAUGUCCCGCACCAAUGCCACUAAUAACAUGAACCUGAGCCGCAGUAGCAGCGACAACAACACUAAUACUCUGGGAAGGAAUGUCAUGAGCACUGCCACUUCUCCUCUCAUGGGUGCGCAGAGUUUUCCUAACCUCACUACCACUGGUACCACCUCAACUGUUACAAUGUCAACUUCCAUAGUAACCAGCAGCAAUAAUGUAGCCACGGCAACCACAGGUUUGUCCGUCGGCCAGUCGCUCAGUAACACUCUGACGACCAGCCUGACCUCGACUUCUAGUGAGAGCGACACAGGUCAGGAAGCUGAGUUUUCUUUAUAUGAUUUCCUGGACAGCUGCCGUGCAAACACUUUACUGGCAGAGUUGGAUGAUGAGGAGGACUUGCCUGAGCCAGAUGAGGAUGACGAUGAGAAUGAAGAUGACAAUCAGGAAGACCAGGAGUAUGAGGAAGUUCUGGUACGGUCCAGGGAGGAAGAGGAAUAUGAAACCAAAGGGGGUCGCCGCAGGACCUGGGAUGAUGACUUUGUGUUGAAGCGUCAGUUUUCUGCAUUGGUUCCGGCUUUUGAUCCAAGACCAGGUCGGACAAACGUGCAGCAAACGACAGAUCUGGAAAUACCACCUCCAGGAACUCCUCGGUCAGAGAUCUUGGAGGAAGUAGAAUGUGCACCGUCCCCACACUUAGCACUUAUCUUGAAGGUAGCCGGUCUUGGAACCACAAGAGAAGUUGAACUACCUCUCUCAAACUACAAGUCUACUAUAUUCUACUAUGUACAGAAGCUCCUGCAGCUUUCCUGUAACGGCAGUGUGAAAUCGGAUAAGCUUAGGCGUAUUUGGGAGCCUACGUACACGAUAAUGUACAGAGAAAUGAAGGAUUCCGACAAAGGAAAAGAAAGUGGAAAGAUGGGUUGCUGGUCUGUAGAGCAUGUGGAACAGUACCUUGGCACUGAUGAAUUACCAAAGAAUGACUUGAUAACCUACCUGCAGAAGAAUGCAGACUCAACUUUCCUUCGCCGCUGGAAAUUAACCGGCACUAAUAAAAGUAUUAGGAAAAACAGAAAUUGUUCUCAGCUCAUAGCUGCAUACAAGGAUUUCUCUGAGCAUGGUUCCAAGUCGUCUGCACUGAGCCAAGGGUCUCUGUCAUCCCUGCAGACCUGCGAUAUUCUGAGCUCUGCCCGUGAGCAGGCUCAGGCCAAAGCAGGAAGCGGACAGACUGCCUGUGGUGUGGAGGAUGUGCUGCAGUUGCUCCGGAUUCUCUAUAUUAUUGCAGGGGAUCCUUACUCGACCAGGACACUUCAAGAAGAACCUGACGAACAACUUCAGUUUAAUGUCUCGCCUGAAGAGUUCACAAGUAAAAAAGUCACAACCAAAAUUCUGCAACAGAUAGAGGAGCCCUUGGCGUUGGCUAGCGGUGCAUUGCCUGACUGGUGUGAACAGUUAACCAGCAAGUGCCCAUUCUUAAUACCCUUUGAAACAAGACAACUGUAUUUCACUUGCACAGCUUUUGGAGCCUCACGGGCGAUAGUGUGGCUCCAGAACAGGCGCGAGGCUACAAUGGAGCGCUCCAGGCCCUCCACCGCGGUGAGGAGAGACGACCCUGGGGAAUUCAGAGUGGGCCGGCUGAAGCACGAGAGGGUGAAGGUCCCCCGGGGAGACAGCAUGAUGGAGUGGGCAGAAAAUGUCAUGCAAAUUCAUGCUGACAGGAAGUCUGUUUUAGAGGUGGAAUUUCUGGGUGAAGAAGGAACAGGAUUGGGACCUACGUUAGAGUUUUAUGCUCUGGUAGCAGCAGAGUUUCAGAGGAAAUCUCUGGGAGUCUGGCUUUGUGAUGACGAUUUCCCAGACGACGAAUCUCGCCAGGUUGAUCUUGGAGGUGGACUUAAACCCCCCGGAUAUUAUGUCCAGAGAUCCUGUGGACUUUUCCCUGCCCCUUUCCCCCAGGAUAGUGACGAACUGGACAGAAUUAGCAAACUCUUCCUCUUCUUGGGUGUAUUUUUGGCCAAGUGCAUCCAGGAUAACCGAUUGGUGGACUUGCCAAUUUCCAAGCCUUUCUUCAAGUUAAUGUGCAUGGGAGACAUUAAAAGCAAUAUGAGCAAACUGCUGUAUGAGUCCCGGGGUGAUGCGGACUUGCACUUUUCUGAAAUCCAGUCCGAAGCAUCUACAGAGGAAGGUCAUGACACCUAUUCCGUAGGAAGCUUUGAUGAAGACUCCAAAUCGGAGUUUAUUCUUGACCCGCCAAAACCCAAACCACCUGCUUGGUACCAUGGCAUUCUGACCUGGGAGGACUUUGAGCUGGUGAACCCCCACAGGGCUAAAUUCCUGAAGGAAGUAAAAGAACUUGCUGUAAUGCGCCGCCAGAUACUGACUAACAAGAGCCUCACUGAGGAUGAGAAGAACACCAGGCUGCAGGACCUCAUGCUGAAGAACCCGUCCGGCUCGGGGCCAGCUCUGAGCAUUGAAGAUCUGGGAUUGAACUUCCAGUUUUGCCCUUCAUCUAAAGUGCAUGGAUUCACAGCUGUGGAUCUGAAACCCAACGGAGAAGAUGAGAUGGUGACAAUUGACAAUGCAGAAGAAUAUGUAGAACUAAUGUUUGACUUCUGUAUGCAUACCGGAAUUCAGAAACAAAUGGAGUCUUUUAGAGAUGGCUUCAACAGAGUUUUCCCCAUGGAGAAGCUGAGCUCCUUCAGCCAUGAAGAGGUGCAGAUGAUUCUGUGUGGGAACCAGUCCCCUUCAUGGACAGCUGAGGACAUUAUUAACUAUACUGAACCCAAGCUGGGAUACACCCGAGACAGUCCUGGAUUUCUGAGAUUUGUACGGGUCCUCUGCGGCAUGUCCUCAGAUGAAAGAAAAGCAUUCCUACAGUUCACUACAGGAUGCUCAACUCUUCCCCCGGGUGGCUUAGCUAACCUUCAUCCCCGACUCACCAUCGUGCGCAAGGUUGAUGCAACAGAUGCAAGCUAUCCAUCAGUUAACACAUGUGUGCACUACCUGAAGCUUCCUGAGUAUUCCUCAGAGGAGAUCAUGAGAGAGCGCUUGCUGGCUGCUACCAUGGAGAAAGGCUUUCAUCUUAAUUGAGCAGUCUGCAUCCCCAGUUGAUAAAACAGAACUUGAUACUGAAGAAGCCUGUCGUGUUUGUUACAAAAAAAAUCCCUAGCUGUGCUCUGAUGAGACUUCCUUUUUUCCCAAAGCUUUAGGAAAAAAGUAAUGUAUUAACUCUACUAGCUGCUGCUGAACAUGCAGGAAAUAUUCCUGUACCCUACUCGGCCAGCAAAUUAUGGCACAGAGCACUGUGUGCUGCUUCAAGGGCUUGUGAGACUGGAAUCCAGGGCAGUUUGUUUGUGUUUUCAUUGUUUACCAUUUCAUUUCCACCUGAACAUGUGUGUGAAGUUUCAUGUAAUUCUGUGCACCAGUUAUCUGGGUACACUACAUUUAUCAUAAAUUGGUUCUUCUGUCUGCUGUCCUCUCCCAUUUUGCUGGCCUUAGGCAAAGUGGUGAAAAGCCUGCUUUGAUAGAUUUGUAACUAGAGUGUAUGGGCCUUUCUUGAACAGGUUUUAAUUUUUACUAGUGCCUGCACCGUUUGAGUAUUAGUUUCUUUUCUUCCUUGCUCAUCUUAAGUAUACAAUCAUGCACAUGCUUUUGUUCUUCUUCUUGCUUUCGUUAUCGUGUGUUUUGACUCUUUAAUGCCCUGCUACGAAGAUCAAAUCCCUGAGUGCAUUUGUGUAAUUUUACUAUAAAGCUAUAGGAAAAAAACACUGGUUCUAGGUGCAAGGCACAUUUAAAGCAAGCUAAGCUUUCCCUUGUAUUUUCUUUGUAUAUUAUAAACAUUUAUUUAACUCGAGUUGCAGUUUGAAGUAAACUAUUUUCAAAGGUGUAUGCUCCAAAAAUAAUCAUUAAAAUGUUUGCAAAGUAUA
Molecule: messenger RNA, 9014 nt
Organism: Lepisosteus oculatus (spotted gar)
Lineage: Eukaryota; Metazoa; Chordata; Actinopteri; Semionotiformes; Lepisosteidae
Gene: hectd1
Product: HECT domain containing 1
Biological process (GO): anatomical structure development; protein K63-linked ubiquitination; proteasome-mediated ubiquitin-dependent protein catabolic process
Cellular component (GO): nuclear speck
Molecular function (GO): ubiquitin protein ligase activity; metal ion binding; protein binding
Source: RefSeq, a predicted model, not a curated record